AUGACAAGCGCUUACGGGGGCGACCCCGAUAUCGACCGGCUCAUGGGCCUUUUAGACAGUUCUUCUUCCCCUUACAAGUUUGAGGACGAGUAUGAUGGGGGUGGCAAUGGCUCCGGUGGUGGUGGUGGAGGAGGCGGUGGAGAAUAUGGAUAUGGGAACGUGGAUAGAGGGGAGUCGCCAGGCCAAGGGGGCGGCGGGCGAGGUGAUGAUGGAUAUGGAGAGGAUGAGCAAAAGUCGGGUCCAUCAAAGCCAUCGUCAUCAUACGCAAGAGGUUACGGGGAGGAAAGAGGCAUGGACAUGAAGCCCAGCAUGGAGUACAACGCCUUUGGUUCGAGCGGAGAUCUCAAUGAGCCCCGCCAACCCGCUCGAGUCUCUCUUCACCGAGGCAAAUCGACCGCUCCUCGCCUUCUGCCUUCCGGUAACGAAUCAAGCGCGAUCAGCUCGGCACCAGCCUAUCGCACCCAAGACCUACGCAACUCUGGUCCUUCUGCUCCCGCUUCGUAUCACAGCAAGAAGCUACUGGAGGACGACCUCGAAGAUCUCGGAGGACCUCAGCCUCCUCCCGGAGCUAUCAUGGGGUCGAGCAGAUUCCCGCUCGACAAGUCUGACCCGCUGGGGGAGUAUGAUGGGGUCCAAGAGGCGCUUGACGCGCGUGAUGCGGAGCUAGAAGCGGUGGAAGAGCAGGUCGCGACGGUGGACGUCAUCCGAGCAAGAGAGCAGAAGGAGUUCCCAGCGGACUAUGGACAGAAGUCUCUUGUGCCAAUCACGGCUCUAGACCCAAACCACACCCCGCUUUUCAACUUCCCUACCUUCAACAGGAUGCAGUCCAAGGUGUUUGCGGAUAUCUAUGGGGGAGACGAGAACAUCGUCGUCACUGCGCCGACAUCUUCCGGAAAGACAGCCAUCUUUGAGCUGGCCUACCUACGGAUGAGGAAGGAAAACCCAGGCCGACUCGCUAUCUAUAUGGCACCUACGAAGGCUCUGUGCAGCGAGCGAGCUAGAGACUGGAAACACCGCUUCGACAAAGUUGGGACCUGCGUCGAGAUCACUGGGGAUACCAACACUGUCGGUCUGGACAGGUUGCUGGCCACAGCGACGCUCCUCGUUAUUACGCCGGAAAAGCUCGAUGUCCUCUCCCGCCGCGUGGCCAAGUAUACUAGCCUUGAGAAUCUCAGACUGGUAAUGAUCGACGAGGUCCACAUCCUCGGCGAGUCUAGGGGCGCCACGCUCGAAGUGGUCAUGUCCCGCCUGAAGAAGCGGUGCACUUCAUACGAGCCGAUCCGCUUUGUCGCCGUCAGCGCUACUGUCCCCAACAUCCGAGACGUUGCUCGAUGGCUCGCUCCGCCUCGCUCCCAAGCUACACCAGGAGUCUUCAUCAAUGGCGCCAACGAAGAGACCGUGACCGGUAACAGCGAGGACCGACUGCAACUCAAGACUAUGCCCGAGGCAAAGCUAUGGCAGUUCGGUGAGGAUUACCGUCCCGUCCCUCUCACCAAGGUCGUCAAUGGGUACGACGGGAGCGACUGGACGCUUGGCAAGAAGCUGGACCAGGAGCUUAUGCCGCUCAUCAUCGAGCAUGGCGCGGGGAAGCCGAUCUUGGUAUUCUGUCCUACAAGAAGGGCUUGCCAAGCUACCGCUGCCUUCCUUCACGAGCGGUUCCAGGAGCUCUGUGCAUCUGGCGGAUCAAGGAGGCCUCUGCCUUGGCCUAAAAGCCGCGAGGCAGCCUCCUUCAACGACCCGCAGCUGCAGCUCUGGUGGACUUCCGGUAUCGCCGUCCACCACGCUGGUAUAGAGAAUACCGACCGUCGAGCAAUCGAGGACGGGUAUCGAAGUGGGGCUAUAUCCGUCAUCUGCUGUACCUCGACUCUGGCAGUCGGUGUCAACCUCCCCGCUCAUCUGGUCAUCAUCAAAGGCACCCAGACCUGGGCAGGCGCCGCCAACGGCAUGAGGGAGUACUCGGAUGUCGACAUCCAGCAGAUGAUGGGUCGAGCUGGAAGGCCGCAGUACGACAACUCUGGUACAGUGAUCAUCAUGUGCGAGAAGUCCAAGGUUGGGAUGUAUCGCCAAAAAAUCUUUUCGCAGACUGUGCUGGAAAGCUGCCUCCAUACCAACCUGUCUGAACAUAUCAACAGUGAGGUCGGGCUCGGUACGAUCAACAGCCUCAAGAGCGCUCAAGAUUGGCUCGAAGGGUCAUUCCUGUGGAUCCGCAUCCAGCAGAACCCGAGCGCAUAUACCAGCAUCAAGAAGACUAUGAAGGGGUCCAACGAGACGUGGGACAAGGUGUUGGAGAAGUAUGUGAAACUGGGUCUACAGCAAUUGAGGAGUAUAGAGCUGGUCACGCACAAGGGGUGGAGUAUGGAGAUGAAGAAGACGGGCACGAUGUCGGAUGACGAUCCGAUGGAGGACCUUCAGCAUACAGCUUUGGGGAAGAUCAUGAGCGAGUGCUGUAUCCAGCUGGGCACGAUGGAAUCCAUCGUCGAGCUUGGACCAAAGGCGGACCUACAGGAUUGCCUCGAGACUUUGAGCGGGGCUUGCGAGUUUGAGGAUCUCCGCGUUCGCCAAGGGGAAGCAGGGUUUCUGAACCAACUUCGGGCCAGUCCGGAGAUCCGGUUUCCCCUUGAGGAUCCCGUGAAGACCUAUGCCGACAAGGUCUACCUCCUCCUUCAAGGACGCUUCGCCGCUAUCGAAUGGGAUAGCGUCAAGGGCAAGACCAAGACCGAGAACAGCUCCUGUCAGCAGACCCUUUUCACCAUCUAUCAGUCUGCGCCUCGCAUUGCUCAAGCCAUCGCCCGCGUCAUGACUACCCGCAACUAUGGCUCGGCGUCCAAGGCUGGUCUGGAGCUGCUCCGGAUCGUCAACGGCAAGGCGUGGGAGAAUCAGGCGUCCAUCUUCCAGCAGCUCAGGAAUAUUGGGCCAAAGUCGAUGAAGGUGCUCGGAGCCAAUAACGUCCUCACCUGGCAAGACCUCCUCAAGACCCCUCCUGCUCAGCUGGAGCACUGGCUCGCUCGAAACCCUCCUUUCGGCUCGAAUCUCAUCCGAGAAGCGCUCGCCAAGGACCGGUAUGAGGUGACCAUGCGACAAACUGCGGCUACUCUCGACCAGGAUGGGUUCCCUUCCAUCACCUUCACUAUCAAUCUCAAGAACGAAAAGAAGGGCGUCGACGAGAAGGACGUGAGCAAGUACAUCAGGCGGAACAAUCUCUCGAUCCUCACCAUCCGCUCCGAUGGGGACUGGAUUGACUAUCGACGGGCACUCGCCAAGAAGAUGGUCAAAACGGAGUUUGAGCUGAAGGCGGAACUCAGCGCUCCGGAUCAAACUAUCAUCAUUGAGGCUGGAGUUGAUGAGACAUCAGGCUUGACCACCAGAGCGACUCUUCACCCGGACCUCAGUCAGCUUGACGAUGUCGAUUAUGCUGCAUGCGAGGAGAGGCGUCUCGCUCGGGAGAAGAAGGAAGCGAAGGAACGCCGUCGAGCUGCCAAGGAGGCUGAAGGGGGUAUGGUGAUCGAGCGAGACCUCGACGCGGAGGAGAUGAAGAAGCGAGACAAGUCGGUCAGGAACCGCAAAGUCCGACCCGAGGACUUCAGGAAGGAGGAGGCACACGAGGGCGGCUGGGAAAGGCCCAAGUCCAUGCCGAAAAAGCUGGAUCUGCCACUCGAUGAGGCGGAUGUGAUGGAGGUGGAUGCUGGAGCGGUUAGCGAUGAGGCCAUGGAGGAUAAUGAGUUUGAUGACGGGCAAGGCAGGCCCAAGGCUAGGGCGGAGAAGUCUGCGAGGGUGAAACCAUCCUCCAGCUACAAGGCCAGGGAGCGCACUGGAUCCUCGUACAUUGACGGUGAGGCCGAGGAGUCGGAUGUGGACUCGCUCAACAUCCGUCCCGGCAAAUCCACCUCCCACCGCGACUACGAGCACCCAACCAGAUCCUCCCUCUUCAUCGACGACGAAGCGGAGGAGUCGAGCGACGGCGGUAUCGAGGCUCUCGACGCCCACCCCGUGUCCAGCAGCAUCAAUAAGCGCAAGAAGCACAGCAACAAGCGGCCUCAAGACGAGAUCGAUAGCGACGACAGCCUCGUCAUGGACAGCCGCAAGGCGCCGAAGCUCACCCAGCCUAAGCGCUCGACUGCUCCCACGGCUCGCUCUCCUCGAGCCGCCUCAUCGCCCGUCGGUAUCAAGGACUUACAGCCAGCUCGGGCCGACACCCUCGUUGAUCAGUCCCAUCCUUCGAGCCAGCUCACCCUCGUCGGCAUCAAGCAGCCUCUCUCCGCUCCGAUGCAGCCCGUCGAACAGCAAGACCCCGAGCCCGAAUCUGACGACUGGUUCGGUGACGGCGCCGACUUGUCCAGCUUCAUCAUCAUCCCGGACGAGCCCAAACCUCGUCCCAACAAUCAGCUCGCCCGGUCGCCCGACCUGAGACAUCCCACUUUAUCCUCCAUCCCCUCACCCGCAAAGCGCUCCACCGCAGCUCUGGCUCCUCGGCGAACGCCCAAGGGGCCAGUCCGAUUCGACUCGCAAGAAUACAUUCAAGACCACUUCGACCAUGUCGACGAGCGCGAUCGUAAUGGCGUGGGCGCGGGAGAGUAUCAUGAGCAGGUGGGGUCCGAGCAGGAGGUGGUGUAUGAGGGGGGAGAAGAGGUGGACAUGUACAUGGAUAUGGAGCAAGGGGGGCAGCUAUACGACGGCCAAUCCGACAACAUCUAUUAUGACACCUCCGCUUCCCAAAACGAGUACUCGCAAGACCGCAACUACGACUUCACCAACAUGCACAUGCAGCAGCCAUACCAGCAAGGCGACGCCAGUGCAUCCGCUUUCUAUGGCGAUUACGACAACACCAACGACGAGAUGCCCUUCCAGUCGCGGUCCGAGAUGGAGCAACCCAGGGAAUCCCCAGCGCCCAUCCAUCGGCAAGGCUUCGCCACGCUCUCAUCGGGCGAUAUCGGUCCCGAAUCCCACGCCUAUGUUCAAACCUUCUAA
Messenger RNA from Dioszegia hungarica, 4965 nucleotides. RefSeq lists its product as uncharacterized. Gene Ontology annotation, cellular component: nucleus. NCBI's taxonomy places the organism in Eukaryota, Fungi, Basidiomycota, Tremellomycetes, Tremellales, Bulleribasidiaceae. The transcript has 35 exons. The coding region runs from base 1 to 4965 and encodes 1654 amino acids. Gene Ontology annotation, biological process: resolution of meiotic recombination intermediates. The record is from RefSeq and is a predicted model, not a curated record. Gene Ontology annotation, molecular function: ATP binding; DNA helicase activity; nucleic acid binding.